GACGAAGAUGACCCUAUGCAGGGCAGCGGACAGGAAGAGGAGGAAGGCGAUGCUGUAGCUCCUGCUGGCGCGUCUGAUGAUAGCUCAGAGGAACCGGAAGAAGACGAGGAGGAAGAGCGGAGGAUUAGGGAAGGGUUCAUUGUCGACGAGGACGAGGAAGAAGAAGAGGAGGAAGAAAGACAUAAGAGUCGGAAGAGGCAUAAGAAGCGUCACCACCGAUCCCACAAUGAGGAGGAGGAUGCCCUUGACGAGGAUGACCUGGAGCUAUUGGAGGAGAACACUGGUGCCUCCCAACCUCGUCGGCUCACCCGCAUACGUCCGGGACGCGACGCCCAAUCACCCCCAGUUCCAUCCUCGUCCAGAGCGCGAGCUGUGGUCGAGUCUUCCGAUGAAGACCUCGACAAUGACGACUUCCCUCGCGUCAAUGACAUUCACAAUAUUUGGGACGACGAGAGAGCGGCUGCUGGCCGGGACGACGAUGAUGUUGACAUGGACGACAUGGACAACUUCAUCGAAUACGAGGACGAGGAGGAAGCAGGUGGGGCCAUGGAUGAGAGUGAGCGCGAGGAGCGUCGGAGGGAGAGGAGACGGCUAGAGAAGGCUAGACGGAGGGCGUUCGGCUCCCGUCCCGAACUGGCUGGGAUUGACCAGAAUGCUUGGGAGGAAAUCCACGAAGUGUUCGGUGACGGUCAUGACUAUGACUGGGCUCUGGUCGAUGAUGAGGAGAACGCGUACGAGGCAGAACAGGCGAAGCCUGAAAUGAAAUACCAAGAUGUCUUCGAACCCUCGGAAAUCCGCGCGAGGUUAUUGACGGAGGACGACGACCUCAUCCGAGCUCAAGACAUACCGGAACGACUGCAGUUGGCCACCUCCUCUCUCUCCUCAUCAUCCACUCUAUCAAUACACAAGCCACUCACUGAGAACGACCUGCACGACGCAGCAUCCUGGGUGAUCACCCGUAUUUCAAACCGAAAAGAACGCGACUUCUUCCGAGGAGACGGCCAGUUCCACCACCUGUUGGAAGCGUUGGUACAGGCCAUCACUUGCGCUCUGCGGUACCUCUUCGUUUCUGAGUUUGAGGUUCCUUACGUUUGGACCCACAAGCGGGACUACAUCUCCUACUUCGACCCACAGAAUCCCCGUGCACCCGUAGAGCUUCUCUCACUCGAGGAGCUAUGGCGCUUGUACGCCGUCGGCCAGAAGUAUCGCUCAUUGCUAGAGCGCCGCGCCGCGUUGGACGCCCUUUACGCUCGUUUCGGCGCCUCUGACGACUACUUCGACCAAGAGGUGCGCAAGCGGGUUGAUACGGCUGAGAUGGCCGCGGACGCCAUCGAGUGGCUCGGUAUGAAGUACCGCGACGGGCAGAAGAGCAAAUUCGACGUCCAUUUCCACGACGACGAAGACCAGGGUGAAACUCGCAAGCACAAGAUGCCUAGCCGCGUCUCUGCCUACGAGUUGGCGAAGAAGAGUAUAGUCUCGAAGAUUGCCGAGGGUUUCGGCAUCAAGCCCCACGAAGUCGUCCUUAACUUCAUCUCUGAUCACAACACCCACUUCGUGGAGGAGCAGGAGUUGAAUCCUUUGGCGUUCGCGGAGCAACACGUGGAUCCCGAUGAAACCCGCGCGCAGCCGGCCGAGGAGCUCCUUACCAGAGCUAGGAUGAUCAUCGCCACAGAGCUUGGGAAGGACCCUCUCCUUCGGCAUGAAAUGCGGAAUACUUUCAAAGCGAAUGCCUUGGUAUCGGUGACCCCCACCGAACGAGGUAUCUCGAAAAUCGACCAGCAUCACCCGUAUUUCAACUUCAAGUACUUGCUCAACAAGAGCGCCGCAGACAUGCUGCAAUCACCCCAGUUCCUCAACAUCCUUGCCGCCGAGUCGGAGCAUCUUGUCACGGUUUCGAUUACCCUGCGCCCAGACGCAAAGGCCAAUUUUGAGCGCAAACUCAAUGACGCUUUCGCUUCCGACAGUUUCAGCGAUACCGCACGAGCAUGGAACGAGGAGCGUUCGCGCGUUAUCCAAGAAACGCUCGAGCACCAUCUUCUUCCCGCUGGUGUCAAAUGGACGCGUGAGUGGAUCCGAGAAGAAACCGAAGACUACCUUGCGAAACAAUGCGCGCAGAGUCUCCGAGAGCGCAUCGACGUUGCACCGUAUGCCUCGCCAGCGAUGAAGCGGGGAGAUACGCCUUCCGUCAUGGCCAUGUCGUGGGGCAAGGGCGACCCGCACAAGGACUCCAUUGCAAUCGUUUUCAUCGACGAGGCAGGCCGGUUGCGCGAGCACACAAAACUCGACAACCUGGUCAACACCGAGAACCAAGACGAGUUCAUGGACAUGCUGAAGCGUCGCCGGCCUGAUGUCAUCGCGAUCGGAGGCUUCAGCAUCGCCACCACGAAGCUUGCACGGCGGAUCAAGGAGCUUAUUGAUAGCACGAAGACCAGCUCCGACGAGGUGCCCACUACGCCGGUAAUCUACGUGCAUGACGAGGUUGCGCGGAUCUAUCAGAACAGUCCGCGCGCAGCCGAGGAGUUCAGCGCUUUGACUCCCCUCGGAAAGUACUGUAUCGGUUUGGCACGAUAUGUGCAGAGCCCGCUCAACGAGUAUGCUGCCUUGGGCUCUGACAUUACGGCGAUCACCUUUGAGGACGAGUAUCAGCAGCUAGUCCCUAAGGAGAAACUGCUCUCCGCCCUGGAGCGUGUUCUUGUCGACGCGGUCAACAAGGCUGGCGUUGAUAUCAACCGCGCUGUGACCGAUUCGUACUACCAGCACCUUCUACGGUUCAUUUGCGGUCUGGGUCCUCGGAAGGCACAGGUUCUGGUCAAAAAGAUCGCCUCCAUGGGUGGCAACCUCGUGAACCGAGAUCAGUUUAUCAAGAAUGGCCUCCUGACCACGAAGAUCUUCUUGAACGCCGCUGGUUUCCUUCGCAUCGUCCAAGACUCGGAGCCGAAACCCUCAAAGAACCGCCACGGCGAAGAGAUUGACGUCCCCGACCCGCUUGACAGUACCCGCAUUCAUCCAGAGGACUACGAGCUGGCCCGCAAGAUGGCCACGGACGCCCUUGAGCUUGACGAAGAAGAUAUCCACGACGAGCACCCUUCGCACGUAGUCGCCGUCAUCAUGCAGGACGAUGACAAUGUCAAGAAGCUCGACGACCUCAAUCUGGAUGACUUCGCCGUCAACAUGUUCGAAGCGAACAACGACAAGAAGCGGCACACACUGAACGUCAUUCGCGCCGAGCUGCUCGAUCCAUUCGGCGAGCGACGCCCGCCGUUCAUCCAGCCCAGUGAUUGGGAGGUUCUCACGAUGCUCACUGGCGAGUCGAAGCGGACGCUCCAUGUCGGUAUCCUCGUCUCGGUGCAGGUCGUCCGUGUCAAGGAGAACUUCGUCAUUGUGCGCCUUGACUCUGGUAUCGAGGGCAUGAUCGCCAGGCGCUAUCUCACGGAUGAGGGGGUUCAAUGCGCGGCAAUUGUGAAGCAGGGACAAACGCUCUCCGGCGUUAUCAUCGACGUCAAGCUGGAUCUCAGCCAAGACCAGUUCACCGUCGAGCUUUCGUCUCGCGACAGCGACGUCAGCGCUGGCGACAGCCAGUUCCGCCGCGUCAAGCAUGACGACGCCUGGGACCACACCCAGCAUGACCGCGACAAGGAGAUGCAGGCGCGCAAGGCGCAAGCCGCGGUUGGCAGGACACGACGGGUCAUCAAGCAUCCGAACUUCCACAACUUCAACUCGCAGCAGGCGGAGCAGUAUCUGGAGAAGCAGCAGCGCGGCGAUGUCGUCAUUCGCUCUUCAUCAAAGGGCGGCAACCACCUCGCGGUCACCUGGAAGGUGGAUGACAAGCUGUACCAGCACAUCGACGUCGUCGAGUUGAAUGCGGAUCCCUCCGGACAGGGGGCCGGCUCGAAAUUCGUCGUUGACGCGCAUCAAUUCUCCGAUCUGGAUGAGCUCAUCGUCAACCACGUUCAAGCCAUGGCACGGAAGGUGGAAGAGCUGAUGGUGCAUGAGAAGUUCAAGCCUGGGACAGAGGACGACCUUCACCUCUUCUUGCGGAAUUUCGUCGCGGCCAACCCUUCGAAGAGUGCUUAUGGAUUCACCCUCAACCGGAAGAAGCCAGGGCACUUCAACCUCUGCUAUCUUGCGAACAAGAACUCCACUGUACAGACUUGGCCUGUCCGCGUGUCACCACACGCCUACUAUCUCUUCGACACGCCAGCGGCAGGUGUGCCAGAGUUGUGCGACGCUUUCAAAGUCCGACAAAAAUCUAUGUCGCUCGGUGGUGGUCUCGGGGGUGCACCAGGAGGCAAGACACCAUACGGCGGCCGCACACCCGCUGCCAGGACGCCCGCGCCUGGACACUCCACCCCUGGACACAUGUCAGCCCGCCAGGUGGGCCGGACACCCAAUCCGUACGGCGGCGCGUCGACACAUCCGAGCGUUGCCCCCCCGGGUUCGAUGCCCCCGCCAGCGUACGGCGGCAUGUCGCAGUACGGCGGUGCGCAGUACGGCGCGCCGCCGCCGGGCGCAGGCUUCCAGACACCCUCGUACCAGCAGCCGGGCCCGUCCGGGUUCGCGCAGCCGCCUGCGCCGGCGGGCGUGCACCCGUCGCGCGCGGCGAUGAUCCAGGGGAACGGGUGGCAGGGCGGCUUCUGAGCGUGGGGUGUAGGAAAUGUAGAUCUGCGCCUGCGCGCGCUGGGACAGUCCUCUUGUAGUUGAUCUCACUCUCACGUACGUACUUUAUCACAGUUUUGCUACCGGCUGUAAUACAUUGUAUACUAUUCGCG
Messenger RNA from Trametes versicolor FP-101664 SS1, 4769 nucleotides. RefSeq names its product transcription elongation factor Spt6. Gene Ontology annotation, biological process: transcription elongation-coupled chromatin remodeling; transcription elongation by RNA polymerase II; positive regulation of transcription elongation by RNA polymerase II. The record is from RefSeq and is a predicted model, not a curated record. Gene Ontology annotation, molecular function: histone binding; DNA binding; nucleosome binding. Gene Ontology annotation, cellular component: transcription elongation factor complex. The coding region runs from base 16 to 4638 and encodes 1540 amino acids. The transcript has 13 exons. NCBI's taxonomy places the organism in Eukaryota, Fungi, Basidiomycota, Agaricomycetes, Polyporales, Polyporaceae.